AAGGGGUGUAUUUGUAAUUUACCCUAAUAUUAAUAAUGACAACAAUAGCAAUCUAUUGCCACCCAAAUUUCUUCAUUUGAAUAUAGGUUUAGGUAUUUUAACAUUGAGCAUGAUUCUUUUCAAAAAGGAAGUGGAUAUGUUCUCAUUUAUUUGGACAAUUGACAAAAUAUAGUUAGCACAGUACGGGGACCCCUGACCUCAAAAGGUUAACUUUUUAUUAAAAAAAAUUACAGCACUCUGCCUUCUGUUUGAAAACUUUUAACAACAGAAAUUUCCAACCCCACCACCUCCCACCAUUAUAAAGCUCUACUCAUUCUUUUCUGACACUGGCAACUCUUAUCUCUCCCUCUCUCUCAAAAUGACACUCUACUCUGUCCAUGUGUAAGCAAGAGAAUAUCCCUACCAUUAACUCUCUGGCUCUAAUAACACAAGCAGACAAGAAAAAGAAGAAUCAGCAAAAAAGAAAGAAAAAGAAAAAAAAAAACAGAUGGCUGCAGAGCAAACCCAAAAGUACCCGACAAUGCCAGAGGUUGUGGAUGAGUUGAAGAGAAUGACUGACAUAGGCUUCCCUAUAUUGGCCAUGGGCCUGGUGGGCUAUCUCAAAAACAUGAUUUUAGUUGUGUGCAUGGGAAGGCUAGGGAGCCUUGAGCUAGCUGGUGGUGCACUAGCCAUUGGAUUCACCAAUAUCACUGGAUACUCAGUUCUAUCAGGUCUAGCCAUGGGGAUGGAGCCCCUUUGCAGCCAGGCUUUUGGUUCUAGAAACUUAACUUUAGUGUCACUCACUCUUCAAAGAACAAUUGUAAUGUUACUAUUAGCCUCAAUACCAAUUGGAUUGUUAUGGUUUAACCUAGAGCCUUUCAUGCUUAGGCUCCAUCAAAACCCAGAUAUAACACAUAUUGCAAGCCUGUACUGUCGCUAUGCUAUACCGGAUCUCAUUGCUAAUAGCCUUCUUCACCCACUACGUAUCUACUUACGUAGUAAAGGGACAACAUGGCCACUGAUGUGGUGCACUUCAUUCGCAAUACUUCUCCACCUUCCCAUCACGAUUUUCUUUACCUUCACUCUUGGUCUUGGGAUCCCCGGGAUUGCAAUUUCAACCUUUGUCACCAACAUGAAUACAUUGUUCUUCCUUCUAGGCUACAAAAUUUACACUCGCACGCCAAAGGAGCCUAUGUGUCAACCAUUAGUAACAAAAAUGAUACCACUUUCUUCAUCUUCGCCAGGGGAGGAGUGGGGAAUGCUUCUUCGACUUGCUAUACCAAGUUGUCUAGCUGUUUGUUUGGAGUGGUGGUGGUACGAGUUCAUGACACUUUUAGCUGGUUAUCUUAACAAACCUCACGUUGCCCUCGCAACAUCAGCAAUAGUAAUCCAAACCACCUCUCUCAUGUAUACAUUGCCUUCAGCACUUAGUGCAUCAGUGUCAACCAGAGUAGGCAAUGAGCUUGGAGCAGGCAGGCCAAGUCAGGCCAGUUUGGCAACAGUGGUAGCCAUAGGAUUGGCCCUUUUAACCUCUAGUUUUGGCUUGUUAUUGACCACCUUGGGCAGACAAGCAUGGGGGAGAGUUUUCACAAUGGAUAAUGAGGUUCUAGAGUUAACAAUGGCAGUGCUACCCAUAAUUGGGCUAUGCGAGCUUGCGAACUGUCCACAAACCACAUGUUGUGGUGUUUUACGUGGAAGUGCUAGGCCCAGCGUUGGUGUAGGUAUAAACUUCUACUCCUUCUACAUGGUGGGUACACCAGUGGCUAUCGUUUUGGCAUUUUUUGGGAGACUUGAGUUUCCCGGCCUUUGUUAUGGGCUUUUAGCAGCUCAGGUGGCAUGUGUAAUCUCAAUCUUCACAGUGAUAUACAAGAUGGAUUGGAACAGAGAGUCAAUAAAGGCUAAAGAGUUGGUGGGAGGGAGUUGUGCAUUUGCCCAUGCAGAUCUAACAGUGAAAUGUGAGGAAGGAUUUGGACCUCUCAAGGAGGUAGCUUUUGAAAAGUGAACAAACUUAUGAAAGUAAUGUACUGUCAUCCACAAAUAACAUAUCAUUAACAAGAUAA
Molecule: messenger RNA, 2039 nt
Organism: Camellia sinensis
Lineage: Eukaryota; Viridiplantae; Streptophyta; Magnoliopsida; Ericales; Theaceae
Product: protein DETOXIFICATION 55
Biological process (GO): xenobiotic detoxification by transmembrane export across the plasma membrane
Cellular component (GO): membrane
Molecular function (GO): antiporter activity; xenobiotic transmembrane transporter activity
Source: RefSeq, a predicted model, not a curated record